This is a messenger RNA of Chaetomium fimeti, 3085 nucleotides long. RefSeq lists its product as uncharacterized. Bases 100 to 2778 code for a protein of 892 amino acids. Gene Ontology annotation, cellular component: kinetochore. Lineage: Eukaryota; Fungi; Ascomycota; Sordariomycetes; Sordariales; Chaetomiaceae. The record is from RefSeq and is a predicted model, not a curated record. The transcript has 3 exons.
CGGUGUUUCGCCGGCUCUUCGACCUUGCGCAUCGCCUUGUGCAUUCUUUCUAGAAUACCGAGUUGAUGUCAGCAGAAUAACACCGCUUUCCAGCCCAAUAUGGACUAUCAUCGUGAUUCAGCCCGUUCGCCCGUCGACCGCUGGAGCGGUCGCGACGAUACGAGAAUCAAGGAGGACAGGGGAGACACCUUCUACCGCAGUGGCAGAUCUCCUGGUACCGACCGUAGCCGACGUCGAUCCCGGUCUCCCGCUGCAGUCGAUCGGUACGAGCCAAGGGCCCGGGGCCGCGACGAGUAUGCCGGCACCCGCGACCGAGACGAGCGCGGUCGCCGGUCCCCCCAUCCCAACAUCGACCGCUACGUACCGGGCCAGGAUUCCGCUCCGCACCGAAACAUGAACAACCCUCUUCCGGAUCCGCUCAAGAUGCCAUAUCAGGUAGGGUUUUCGUGGUUUGGCGAGUGGUGGAGGGCGAACGAAAAAAUCAAGGAGGAUAAGGAGCGUUUGAAGAGCGGCCGGAGCCGCGAGCCAGAGCGCCCUCGGGGUGCGCGCGAAGUCCAGGCGGAGCGGGAGAAGGAGAAAGCCAAGAUCCAAGCUGCCUACGACAAAUACAAAGAGGACCUCCAGGCCAAGAUGGCACACACCUUCGUCAAACAGCACAAGGAAGAGCAGUGGUUCAAAGAGCGCUACGUGCCCGAGGUCCGCGACCCCUUCCGCCAGCAAUUGAACGAGCAGCGGCACAGUGCGUAUGCUCGGUGGGAGCAGGACCUCUCGUCUGGCAUCUUUGACGACCUGUCCCUCGAAGGCAUCCCGAAGAGUGAGAGCAACGGAGUUGGUGGCGUGGUCGAGAAGGAAGAGGGUGAAGCAACGGCCGCAAAUGAGGUACUUGGUGUUGGUGACCUGGUCCCUACCAUGCCCGCCGACGUCAGAGACGAGAGCUUGGAUCAGCCCACUCUCCUUAUCAAAACCAUUGCGCCCUCUGUAAGCCGCCAGAACCUUGAAGCCUUCUGCAAGGAGCAUCUUGGCGAGGGAGAAGGUGGUUUCAAGUGGUUGUCCCUGAGCGACCCCAACCCCAGUAAACGGUACCACAGGAUCGGCUGGAUCAUGUUGCAUCCCGCACCCGAAGCCCCAAUCCUUGGGGACGUCGAGGAUGCCAAGGACGAGGAAGAUGGCGAGUCCAAGUCUGCCGUUCCCGUCUCAACCGCCGAGAAGGCACUCGAGGCGAUCAACGGGAAAACCGUCAAGGAUGAGCUGCGCGGUGACUUCACCUGCCAUGUUGGUGUCCAUAACCCACCCUCGCACCCUCGGAAGAAGGCGCUUUGGGAUCUCUUCUCUGCCCCAGACCGCAUCCGCAAAGACCUCCAGCUAGCCACAGAACUCGUCGCCAAGUUUGAGGCCGACGUCGGGUCUGACUUCAACGCCGCCCGCCAGAUUGAAGAGCAUGCCGAUCGCCUGCGUGACGAAGGUAAACUCCAGCCUGCGAUGCCCACGACUCCUGUUAAGAAGCCGAAGAAGGAGCGGCCUGUUCGCCUGGACGACUCCUUGGACGUGGAGCGUGAAGAGGGAGAGGAGCACGACAUUAUGGAGGAGGGAGAGGAUGACGAGGACGAGGGCAUGGUGGACGACGAGGUCGACGACAUGGACCUUCUGGUUGAAAAGAAGCGGCUGGAUCUGACCAUCGAAUAUCUUCGUCGCGUUUUCAACUUCUGCUUCUUCUGCGUCUUCGAGAGCGACUCAAUCCAUGAGCUGACUCGCAAGUGCCCGGGCGGUCACCUCCGGAGACCCCGGAGCACUCUGUCCUCGGCUGCCAAAGCCGUGGCGGAGGCGAGCGCCAAUGGGGACCCCUUCCCUGCUAAAAAGCGCAAGGAGGAGGACAUCGAAGAGGGCGAGGCGCCCGAGGAGGACCGCAAAUUCCGUGCUUCAUCCAAGGCUGAGCAACAGCUCCAGCGGGCCUAUAACUGGGUCAAGACGUUCGAGGACAAGAUCAACCAAAUCCUGCAUCCCGAGACGGCCGACCUUCGGAAGCUCGGCGGCAAGCCAGUGGAGGAUGCGGUCGGCGACGAGCUUGGCAAGUAUUGCAAGCAGGAGGACGAACACAAGUGGCGCUGCAAGGUACCCGAGUGUACCAAGCUCUUUAAGGAGGAAUAUUUCUGGCGCAAGCACGUGGAGAAACGCCACGUCGACUGGCUAGACAAGCUCAAGGAAGAGUUCGAGCUCAUCAAUGCCUAUGUCAUCGACCCGGCACACAUCGCCCCCUCGCGCACCGACGCCAACUCCAAUGGCCACUUCCCCCAGUCCAACGGCCAGCAGCCGACGGGCACCCCGCGUGGCUUCAACCUGCAGAACUACGCCGUGAACAGCAUGAUCAGCUUCCCGAACUUCCCCAUGGCCAUGUUCCCGCCCGGGAUGAUAAGCAACACCAGCGGCGCCAACCCCCUAGCCAACCCAGCCGCCUGGCAUGCGGGUGCCGGUGGAGACGAGCGUGGCGCCGGCGCUGGCCCGAUCCGUCGCGGCGGCGGCGCGCCGGGCGGCGGUGGGGGCAGGUUCCAGAACCGGUCCGGGCCGUAUGACCGCCGCGGGAACAACCCCCGCUAUGGCAGCGGCGACAGCGCCGGCCCGCUGGGUGGCGGGCGCGGCCGUCCCGGGCCGUCCAACAGGUGGGGCGACGGCGCUGGUGGUGCUGCUGUCGGGCCGCGCGAGGCCGUGCAGGGCCGCACGCUCAAGAGCUACGAGGAUUUGGAUCAGGUAUCGGGCGGUGGUGGCGGCGAGCUGAACUAUUGAGUUGCGUGGCGUGGGUUCACGGUAUGGAGGGGCUGGACUACUUAUCACAAAGUUAAUUUUGCGUGAGUCAGGGCGUGGAGGCGGGGCUGCUUCGGGUGCGGGCAAAGGGGAAGGCAGGCUUGAGAUUGCUGAUACGUGGGCGUGAUGGAGAAACAGCUAUUACCUGGGUAGCUAGUUAGUGGCGAGGAUGUGGUGCGCUUGGGGAUGCACUCGGGGCUCGGGAGCGAUUGUUUAGAUUCUGUACAAAUAGGGCCUGGCUGACUUGCGAUGUUUCCGAAAUAUGCCAAUAACUAGUUUUAUCACGUUU